Molecule: messenger RNA, 3196 nt
Organism: Geodia barretti
Lineage: Eukaryota; Metazoa; Porifera; Demospongiae; Tetractinellida; Geodiidae
Source: the annotation of a GenBank genome assembly
CUUUUUUUAAUCUGCCGGAUUUUUUAUUUACUUGUAUACUAAGUACUUCCGUGCUUUUAAUGUGAAUUACACUAACACAUGUAUGUCGAUUAUAAUGUAUUGCCUGGGGCACAUUUACUUGUUUACAGACAAAAAAGUAUGACGUUGCACAUGUGGUUAUCGAUACGCACAUUCCUACAAAAUUUCAUGGCUUUAUCUCUUUCGGUUUUUGAGUUACGCUGGUCGAAGAAGAAGGAGAAGAAGAAGAAGAAGAUGAACAAAACUCCCUGUCAUAGCGCCAUACAUCUAUGAUGCUAGGGUGUAAACACUUCGGUAUCAAAUGCUAUGAGUGUAGAAUUAGUGACAUCACUGGAAUGCGAUGGACGUGUGUAACAUGUCCGGAUACUAAUCUCUGCACUCAGUGUUAUCAUGGUGGGAAACAUUCCUUGGAUCAUGAGUUUCUAAGGAUAGUGCACCCAAAUGGCAUAAGGGUAAAACUUCAUUCUCGUUUCGGAGCUCGUAGGGUUAUGGCUGUUGGUAUAUUCCCCAAUGCAGAGGUAGUGCGUGGGCAUGACUGGCUGUGGGGAGAUCAAGAUGGUGGACUAGGAAAAUGUGGAAAAUUGCAGAAGAUCAGAGGAUGGGAGAAUGAGACUUCUAGAUCUAUAGCUGAGGUGGAGUGGGCCGAAACUGGAAAGUGCAAUGUUUAUCGUGUGGGUCAUAAAGGAAAGGUUGAUAUCAAGUGUCUAAAGCCAGCUCCUGGAGGUUAUUACUAUCCCAGUCAUUUGCCAGUCUUAGGUGCUCCUCAAUUGUUCCAUGCUACACAAGACAUCCCUGAUUAUACGCCCCCCACAGUGUUACUAACUACAGAUGUUGGUGGACCAUUGCGUUCUUCUGAAGUUCCAUUUGAACAUCAUGGUCUGGUUCCUGGAGACAAUGUUCGAGUGGGAUUAGAUGUUGAUGUAUUCAAAAUAAUGCAGGAGGGCCAUGGAGAUUGGGAUGAUAGUUUGCUCAAUAAUCUCUCCGAUGUUGGUACUGUGCAAAGUGUGUUAGAUAAUGGAGACAUUAGAGUUAAAUACUCAGGCUCAAGAAUCUACACUCUUAAUCACAACGCCGUCACUAAGGUGACAUGUUUUUCUACUGGAGAUAUUGUACAAGUCAUAGAUGACAUUGCUGCAGUGCACAGCUUUCAAGAAAAUCAUGGUGGUUGGGUUGAUGAUAUGGCAUUGAGUUUGGGUCAAGUUGGUCGUGUUGUCAAGGUUUUUCCGACUGGUGAUGUAAGGGUUGUUGUUAAUUCAAGAACAUGGACAUACAAUCCACGUUGCCUCUCCCAUGCUCCAUUAAAAGAGAUUGCUGAAGAUGAAUGUGCGUGAUAUUUUUUCACCAGUUAUAGUUCAUGCAUGAUAUUGAUUUUUAGCUGGAGAUCUUGAGGAGGAAGGAGGAGAUCUGAGUUUGAACCUCAAGCUACUUUCAGUGCUAGAUAAUCCAGCUAUAGUAGUAGCAGCUGCUGCAUCCGGUGAUGUGGGAACUUUACGUGAGUUCUUGGCAAGGCAUCCAUCACAGGUUAAUACCAAGGCUGGUGGCAAAGCUGCAAUCCAUUGCGCAUGUGCUCAAGGGAAUGUCGAGGUGCUAAAAUGCCUCUUGGAAUUUUCUCCAGAUAUUGAAAUCACAGAUGAAGAUGGGGAUAGGCCAAUGCACCUGUCUGCCUACAGUGAUGAAGAUGAAGUUGCUCAGUUGCUAAUUGCAGCAAAUGUGGAUGUUAAUUCCAAGAACAAUAAAGGUGCAACCCCUCUCAUUAUUGCUGCAGUCAAAGGUCACCACAGUGUGCUGCGAAUAUUGGCUAAUAACCCAAACACCAAUUUGCAUGAUCAGGACACUGAUGGCGACACUGCUUUACAUUGUGCAGUGUUAGCUCAAAAGAACGAGUCUGUCAAUAUGCUGCUUGAAGCUGGUGCUGAUCCAACCUUGCUGAACUUCAGACUGUUCACACCCAUUCAUGAAGCAGCAAGGAUAGGGUUUCUGUCUGCUGUCGAUAACUUUAUUCGGCGAUAUCCAUCUCAUGUGGGCAUAAGAAAAGAAGAUGGUUAUACUCCAUUACAUCUUGCAGCUCUCAAUGAUCACUUAGAUGUCGUGGCAUCUUUCAUCGAACAUGAGCUGUGUGACAUAAAUUGUUGUACAAAUGAGAACCAGACACCACUUCAUCUUGCUGUACAUCAAUCACACUCGGAUGUGGUGGAGAGACUUAUUGGAUAUGGGGCAAAUUUAAAUAUACAAGACUUGAGUGGUGAUACCCCAUUACACAUUGCACUGGUUACUACAAGUGCUGGGAUUCUCGCUUCUAAUACACCACAGCUCGUAAAGGUACAGGAUGAACUUAAAAAUGGCCAUGAGAAUGUUGCUGUAGGAGUAAUUACUGCAUGUUUCCUAGUACAAGAAGGAGCUGAUGUGUACAUCCAGAAUAUAAAAGGACACACUCCUUUGCAACUGUCCCCACCAAACAUCAUUACUAUUGUAAUGAAGUAUGUAGACAGAACUUCCAGCUUUCAUGGUAGCAUGAAAUCUCCAACUCCUGGUUGUGGUUUGCUAACCCAGGAUCAAAAGACUACUCCUUUUUUGACAGAGCAAAUGAGUGAUAAGAAAGUUUGCUUUCUUUGUGAGGCUUCUGUAGAUGUCAAGUUUGAGCCCUGUGGUCAUGCAUUAAUGUGCCGCAAUUGUGCUGACAGAGCAAAGAAAUGUCCAUUGUGCAAGAAGCCGGUGAAAACAGUCUACAAAUUGAAGGAGAUGUGUAUUAUGUGCCAUGAAGAAGAGGGCUCAGUUACAGUAAAGCCAUGUGGACACAUAUAUUGUCAAGAGUGCUGCAAAAGGCUUAAAGUGUGCUUUGAAUGCCGGUCUCCCAUAGCAAGAAAAGAAGGCCUUGAACCUGAACAUAAAGAUUCUGCAGCGCAAUCCUCUUCACCUAAUAAGGAAACUCAACCAUCUUGUGCAAUAUGUCUCACAGAACCAAGGAACACAGCACUUCAAUGUGGCCAUCUGCUGUGUUGGGAAUGUGCACAAAAAGUAGAUAAUUGCCCCGUAUGCAGAAAAUUUGUUAGCCAUAGAAUCCGGCUCUUUCAAUGAUAAAAUAUUGUUUUUAUAAUGUUUAGUACUGACACGUCUGAGAUGAAAAACUGUCACAGCAACUUAUUAUUUCACGUAGACUGUUAAUCUAUUGCAUGAGGCU